Molecule: messenger RNA, 1101 nt
Organism: Marchantia polymorpha subsp. ruderalis
Lineage: Eukaryota; Viridiplantae; Streptophyta; Marchantiopsida; Marchantiales; Marchantiaceae
Source: the annotation of a GenBank genome assembly
AUGAAAAUAUUUGGAAGGCUCGUCUCCCCCGGAAGGUGUUCAUUGACCUAUUUCCGAGCAGAAUCCGUUUCUACACUUACGAAGCCUUCACGGAGGCUGCUAUGGCAUUUAUCCCAAAGGGAUUUCUUGUCGACGGAUCUGUGGAAGACCAGACAAGGGAGAUCGCAGCUCUUCUUGCCCAUUUCGACCACGGAACUAGUGGACUGCUAUACAAGGAGCAAAGUGACCCGCCAGACACAUACUGUUUACCCAGUAAAGAUUUUCCUUGUUAUCCAGGAAAAAGCUAUCAUGGUCGAGGGCCAUUGCAGCUGUGCUGGAACUACAACUACAAAAUGUGCGGCGAAGGUAUAGGUGAUGACAGCCUUUUGUCUCGUCCUGAAAAGCUAUCACAAGAUCCCGUAAUUGCGUUCAAAUCAGCGCUCUGGUUCUGGUGUACGCGCCAGUGGAACAAGCCAUCCUGCCAUUCUGUCAUGACUGGAAACUGGACUCCACUAUCUUCGGACAUCGAGGCCAACAGGCUGCCAGGUUUUGGAUUGACGAUCAACAUAAUCAAUGGAAUUGAAUGUAACAUAGAGUCAGCUGAGGCUAAUUCUCGUGUGGAGAAGUAUAGAAAGUUUUGUGAGCUUUUGGCCGUCAACCCAGGAGAAAACAUAGAUUGCAGAUAUCAGAAGCCGUUUGGAUGAGUCUGAUCACGGACGAGGAAUGAGGAAACAAUCGUCUGACCAGAUAAAUCUAAAAUAUAGAAGUACAGAAAUCUCUCUGGAGAUGGCGUUUUCCUGAAAGGAUUGGAGGCGAAGAACAAGAUUAAGCUCUGUUUUCUUUUCUGGAGUUUAGUGACCGCGUCAGUGAAGCGGGAGUGCGGCCAAGAGUGUAAGAGCAUUUGAACAACCUCGCACCAAUUCAUGUACACCCGGCGUCCCAUCUCCAGAACUAGUCCGGGCUCUAAAACCCCUUGCGCACUUACCUGUAAAGCUGAAGUUGCGAGCAGAGUGAAACCGACAUGCUCAACUCCUGAGAACUCACUGCAGUGGAACAAACACUCUCGGGUCCACCGUAUUAGGAUUUACUGCAACGACCUUCCCGUGUCGCAAUCGCAGGAAA